AUGGAACCCAAAAUCGACCCCAUGCGGGACACCUUUGUUCUCUGUGCUUCCCAGCAAACAGUCCAGUCUGAGACUCAGCAGGUGAAAGGCAUCGUGGGACAGUCUUUCUCUUUUCAAGAGAGGGUGAUCAAGACUGGCAAUUUACUUUAUGAAGACCUUGACAGUAUUCCAAAUGUGUACCCUGGUAAAGAAGGCAAAAUCACCCUUGAGAAGAGAUUUGAAAACCGCCUCCGUUUGAACAAUGUUACAAAAUACUUCACUCUGUCAGACCUUCAGAUAGACGAUGCUGGGGUUUAUACUGUUGAGAAUACAGACGAAGAGAAAAAAACAACCAUAUUUGAGCUCACUGUAUACAAUGUUGUUUCCAAACCUCAGGUGACAGAGUGUGACAGCAGCUCCUGUAGUGUAGUGUGUUCUGUGGACAAUGAAAAAGAGGUGACCUUGACCUUGUACAGGGGAGAGGAAAUACUAAACCAGACCAGCAGUCCUGAUCUCACCACCGAUCUUUCUCUCCAUUUGGAGGUAGAGGGAAAGAACUACAACUCCACCUACAGCUGUGUGGCUCACAACCCUGUCAGCAAUGAGACAGUUCUUGUCCCAAAAUGUUGCAGUGAACAUGGUCAUCCUAAUGAUGCAGACAUGAAUGAGAGGACUCUGGGUGUGCUUAUUAUUGCUGUAUUCUGCGUUCUGGUUGUCUCAGGGCUGUUUGGAUUUGCAAUCUAUCUAAGGAAGAGUAGAAAUGAACACUCGCAAGGCAGAUUCAUCUGA
Molecule: messenger RNA, 768 nt
Organism: Oncorhynchus nerka (sockeye salmon)
Lineage: Eukaryota; Metazoa; Chordata; Actinopteri; Salmoniformes; Salmonidae
Product: SLAM family member 5-like
Exons: 5
Coding region: 1-768 (255 amino acids)
Source: RefSeq, a predicted model, not a curated record